This is a messenger RNA of Phascolarctos cinereus (koala), 4064 nucleotides long. It is a transcript of the gene CDC25B, whose product is annotated as cell division cycle 25B. NCBI's taxonomy places the organism in Eukaryota, Metazoa, Chordata, Mammalia, Diprotodontia, Phascolarctidae. The record is from RefSeq and is a predicted model, not a curated record. Gene Ontology annotation, cellular component: cytoplasm; nucleus. Gene Ontology annotation, biological process: positive regulation of G2/M transition of mitotic cell cycle; positive regulation of G2/MI transition of meiotic cell cycle; G2/M transition of mitotic cell cycle. Gene Ontology annotation, molecular function: protein tyrosine phosphatase activity.
CCUUUUACUCCCUCUUCUCCUCCUCCUUCUGCCCCUCUUCCCCUUUCCUCCAGCCCCCGUUGUCUCCCUGUGCCCUUCGGGGGCUCGGGCAUCUGUGCACCCUUGCGCCCCAGUGCCCGUGCGCCCUCGAGCCGCGCCAGCCUCCCUCCCUCCUUUCCCGGGCGCAUUGUCUUGUCUUUUACACUGCUGCAAUUUCAGCCUCCUUUCUCCGGAGGGGAAGAGGCGCCUCGCCGGUUCCAACCUCUGGCGCAUCUGGACUCGCCUUCUGUGCCGCUCUGAGCUGCGCAGAAUUUGCCCGGCCCGGCUUCUUGCCUUUCCCUUUUUUCUUCUCCCUUCUCCCCCUUCUUCCUCACUCCACCCCCAGCCACGAUGAUGGAGCAGCAGCCGCCUCUCUGGGAUGCCCCCUCAGAGUCAGACCGCAGCCCAGGACGCCGGGAGCGGCUUGGGGCCCCGAGGCCAACUCGGCUAGUCCCCGGACUGCUGCAGCCCACCGUACGGGGGCUCUUCGCCUCCCCGGACCCCGUGGCCUCUUCCUCCCCGGUCACCACACUCACGCGAACGAUGAACGACCUCACCGGACUGGGGAGUGAGACCCCCAAGAGAAAAAAACAAAACCUGGCCUUCCGGAGCAGACUAGUCUCGCUCUCCCGGGAAUCCCUGUCUUCCGAGGCCUCAGAUUCAUCAGAAUGUUCAGAUGCCGGUCUUUCCAUGGAUUCACCAAGCCCCAUGGACCCCCAGGCAAUGGACCAUGUAUUUCAGGAGGCAAUCCAAGAGGCUGGCCAAGUUCGAGAAGAGAGACUUCCCAUCAGACGUUUCCAGUCUUUGCCGAUGAGACUCUUAGGAUCCAGCCCAGCAUUAAGGAAUAUCACCAACUCCAGGGCCCUGAACAUGCCCCGGAAGAGCGUGGGUGACAUCCAGAUGGACAGCGGGGAAGACAAGGAGAAUGAAGGAUUUGUCUUCAAGAUGCCCUGCAGACCAGUGGGGCACAGCCGGUCCACUGCUGCUGAGUGGGCCAGCCGGAGGGAAGCUUUUGCCCAGAGGCCAAACUCGGCUCCUGAUCUGAUGUGUUUCUCUCCAGGAGAGAAGGAAGAGGACAUGCGUCUUCUGCCCCUAUGCUGUGUCUCCGUGAACCCUGCCUCUUCCAGUGGGGAGGACAUUAGUGAUGAUGGAGAUGAUGGAUUUAUGGACAUCCUCGAAGAUGACCUGAAGAAUGAGGAGGAGGUCCCACCAGGGAUGGAAAGCCUCAUCAGUGCUCCUUUGGUCAAGAAAGAAGAGGAGGAAAGUGAACAGUCUUUAGUCAUGCACAGCAAGUGCCGGAGACUCUUCCGCUCUCCCUCCAUGCCCAGCAGCUCCAUCAGACCCGUCCUCAAGCGGCUGGAGCGGCCCCGGGACAAGGACACGCCGGUCAAGACCAAGCGCAGGAAGAGCGUGACCAUCCCGACCGCCACCCUGGAGGAGAAGGACGAGGAGCCGAAACCUCGACUUCUCCGUUCCAAGUCUUUAUGUCAUGACGAAAUUGAGACCAUCUUGGACAAUGAUCCCAGAGAACUGAUUGGGGAUUACUCUAAGGCAUUUCUCCUGCAGACGAUAGAUGGCCGCCACCAAGACCUUAAGUACAUAUCGCCCGAGACGAUGGUAGCCGUAUUAACAGGGAAGUUUAGCAAUAUUGUGGAGAAAUGUGUCAUCCUGGACUGCAGAUAUCCCUAUGAGUUUGAGGGUGGUCACAUCAAGGGUGCAGUCAACCUCCCCUUGGAACAAGACGCAGAGGGUUUUCUGCUGGUGAAUCCCAUUCUCCCCAGCGAGGAUAAGAGGAUCAUCUUAAUUUUCCACUGUGAAUUCUCCUCUGAGCGAGGGCCUCGCAUGUGCCGCUUCAUCCGAGAGAGAGACAGAGCUGCCAAUGACUACCCAAAUCUGUACUAUCCUGAAAUGUACAUCCUCAAAGGAGGUUACAAGGACUUCUUCCCACAGUACCCGACGUUCUGUGAGCCCCAGGAUUACCGGCCCAUGAAUCACGAAGACUUCAAGGAAGACUUUAAAAGGUUUCGCCUGAAGAGCCGCACCUGGUCGGGAGAGCGGAGCAAACGAGAGAUGUAUAGCCGCCUGCAGGACUUCUGAGGCCCAGGGAGCCAGGCUGGCCCACUCUGCUCCCCCGUUCCCCUCUCGUCUCCUCGCCGCCGCCUCCUCCUCCCCACUCCCCAUCUCCCCAGCCACUGGGAGACCAGUCACCCUUGACUCUCCCAGGGACUGUCCGGAAGAGGCUCCCACCCCGCAUGGGGGCCUGCUUCCUGGACGUGGCUUUUCCUCCUGCCGAAUUCCAACUUUUCCUGGGGAAAAGCCCCCCUCUCUCCCUUCCUACCCAUUUAUUUAAUUAUUUGUUGGACUUGAAUGAAGGGGUCCAACCAAGGGCCGUGCCACCUUGGUGGUGGGUGGCAGCUGCCCACUGUGCCAGUCCCAGGGGCUUCAGACCCGCUCUGAUGUCUGGUGGCUUACUUUGUGUGUCUGGAUCGUGGAUGCUGGGACCAUCCCCGAUCUUAGAAGGUGCUCAGUUGGCCUCUCUACCCCUGCGAGAGGUUUUCUGCCAUGGAAUCCCCUUGGAUUUCAUUCCCAUCCUGCCCAGCUAACUCCCUUGCUCCUCCUACCCACGACAGGAUUCUGUGUGUUGUGUGUUUUUUGUAUCUUUGGCCCUGUGCCUGUUUUUUGUUGUUUUAGGGCUGAAAGACAAGAGAAGCCUGGUUUGACAUUAGUCAGGCCUCGUGGGGUCUCCUCCGGGGACAAAAAGGGAUUUCACGUGCUCAAAGGAACAGUUGGGGAUGGAGUUUAGAUCUUUUUUUUUUCUCCCCUAGGCGUUUAUUUUCUCUGAUUUGGAGUUUGUGCUAUCCUGAAUCCGAAACAGGUUGGUUAUGCAAAUUGUAUAAAAGAUUGUGCUUAGGUGUGUGGGAAGGCUGUCCCAUGUGAAUGAGGGAGAAAGCUCAGGGAUUCUCCCUCUUCUGACUGCUAAACAUUCAUUUAUUUUCUAAAAACAAAGCCUCUCAAAGGGAGUUUCACUACCCAUUCCCCCCACCCCAGCCACCUUUGAGCCGUUGCUGCUGUUUGACUAUGAAAUUGUCCAUCCCAGGGAGAAGGGCUGAGUGGACCAUCCUCGAGCCCAACAUACCUCCUUCUACCAUGCCCAGAAGGGGCAGUCUGCACACUCCUGUCUUUAAAAAAAAAAAAUUUAAAGGUAUAAGGGGGAUGGAAAAUGUCUUUUGUUUGUUUGUUUGUUGAAAAAGCACUUCAUAAACUUGCACAGUAUCAAGUUGUUUUCUUUUUCCACCCAUUUUGUGGUAGCCUGCUGGGCCUGCCACUGGGGAGAGAUUGGGGUUCAGGGUUUCUGAAUCCAGCUGGAAUGCGAUGUAGCAUUGUAGGCAAGGUGGGGGUAGCACUCAGGCCUGCCCUCUGCCUAAGGAGGAGACACAGAGGGGUGGGGUUUUUUUUUCCCCUUGAAUCAGACCCCAAGGACAAUUGGGUAGAGGUAUGAGAACUGGGCGCUGUGGGAGAGGGCAGACAAGAUUCAGGCAUCAUGGAAAACUUGUUUAAAGCCGCACAAUGUGCCCUGGGAGGGCUGUAGGAUAGAAUGAUGCACCUGGCUGCUCAGUGUGUGUUACUGUGAGCUCCCCAUCUGUUCCUGGGGUAUCUGUGUGUGCUGGAGGAGCCAGGACCAUUAGCUGUCCGCCGCCCUCCUGCUCAGGUGUGACCUCUCUCUGCUGGUGUGAAUAUCCACACCCAUGGCUCCCUCUCAUGAAAAGCACUUACUCUGUACCUGUCCCAGGAACCCUGCCCAGCCUGAGUCUGUGUGUGUGUGUCGUGUGUUUGUGUGACCUCAUCCAUGAGCGUGAAGUAGAUUCCCAUUUUAUUUAAGUGAGUAGGGCUGGGAGAGAGCCAUGUCCUAACCUGAGGACAGUUAUCACAUCUUUGCAGAAGGCUUCUCCAGCUCUGUGUCAGAAGUUCAAGGGGGUGAGGGCUCCCUGGCCUUCCACCUUCCUGCUUGUUAACCUCCUUUUGUUCAAUAAAGCCCUGGAAUUUAA